UUUUCACUCUCCUAAACCUUUUCAUCUUCUUCUUCUUCUCUCCAUCAUCUCCAUUAGGUUAAGCUUCGAUCCAGCAGAAAUGAAGCAGGUUUAAUGGAGGACAAAAAGGCAAAUAUAAUCGCCUUAAUUUCAAUCAUAAUUCUAACCCUUCUCAUCAUCAUCUUCCGCAUCACUUUACAUCUCACCAAAACUUUUUAUUUCAUUACCGGCGCAAGUGGAGCAGCAAUCUUCGCUAUUAUCGUUUUCGUCUUAAUCCGUCACCGUUUCAACUGUCGUCGCCGAUUACUAGAAACCCAAUUCGCUUUACAAGGUAAAGAAUUAAGAAUCGAAUACAGCUUCCUCAGAAAAGUCGCCGGCGUUCCGACCAAAUUCCGGUACCGUGAACUCGAAGAAGCAACCGAUGGAUUCAAAUCUCUCGUCGGCAAAGGAGCUUCCGCUUCAGUUUUCAAAGGAAUCAUGUCCGACGGCAUCGCCGUCGCCGUCAAAAGAAUAGAAGGUGAAGAAAGAGCCGAAAGAGAAUUCAAAUCAGAAGUUUCCGCCAUCGCCAGCGUUCAACAUAGAAACCUCGUACGUCUCCUAGGUUACUGUAUAGUUCCGACCGGCCCACGUUUCCUAGUAUACGAUUUCGUCCCCAACGGAUCUCUUGACAACUGGAUCUUCCCGAAAAACCUAGCCAAAAACCCCACGCGCCGGGGAGGGGUUCUGUCAUGGGAUCUACGACGGCGCGUGGCGUCAGAUGUCGCCAGAGCUUUGUCAUAUCUCCACCAUGAUUGCCGGAAAAAAAUCCUCCAUCUUGAUGUGAAACCGGAGAACAUACUCUUGGACGAUGAUUAUCGUGCCCUGGUUACUGAUUUCGGCUUGUCGAAACUAAUGGGUAGAGAUGAAAGUAGAGUUGUGACAACGGUAAGAGGAACAAGAGGCUAUUUAGCACCGGAAUGGUUGUUAGAACAUGGGGUGUCUGAAAAAACAGAUAUUUAUAGUUAUGGUAUGGUUUUAUUAGAAAUGAUUGGAGGUAGGAGAAAUGUUUGUGUUAUAGAUCAUGGUCCUGAUAAAUCAAUGAGGAAAUUUCAAUAUUUUCCUAAAUUGGUUUGGGAAAGGAAAAGAGCAGGGAAAUUGAUUGAGAUAAUUGAUGAGAGAUUGGAGAUAAGUGAGAUUGAUGAGAUUGAAUUGAAUAGAUUGGUUUGUGUUGCACUUUGGUGUAUUCAAGAGAAUACGAGCUUGAGACCAACAAUGGCGGAUGUUGUUGAAAUGCUUGAAGGACGGUUGCCGGUGGAAGAACCGCCGGAGACACAGAUGAUUGUCGUUGAUUUAUUGUCGAUUGAUCAAGAAGGGAAUGAAAGACGGCGAGGACCGAGAUUGGCGGCGGCGCCGGCGAUGAAUCAGGAAAGUAGGUUGUCUUCUACGUUAUCGUUUGGGUUGUCGGUAAUAACUGGCCGGUAAAUUGGGCCCACCAAUUGUGAUUCAUUUUUUACUUUUUUUAGUUCCGUAUAAUUUACGUUGUGUUUUUAAUGUUUUAUCAUAACAAAAAAUAAAUUGUGAUAAAAUAUUCAAGUCAAUUUGAUGGUGAAAUAUAAAAUAUU
Molecule: messenger RNA, 1580 nt
Organism: Impatiens glandulifera
Lineage: Eukaryota; Viridiplantae; Streptophyta; Magnoliopsida; Ericales; Balsaminaceae
Product: probable receptor-like protein kinase At5g20050
Exons: 1
Coding region: 94-1440 (448 amino acids)
Biological process (GO): protein phosphorylation
Molecular function (GO): ATP binding; protein kinase activity
Source: RefSeq, a predicted model, not a curated record